Messenger RNA from Hypomesus transpacificus, 752 nucleotides. It is a transcript of the gene rpl15, whose product is annotated as ribosomal protein L15. The record is from RefSeq and is a predicted model, not a curated record. Lineage: Eukaryota; Metazoa; Chordata; Actinopteri; Osmeriformes; Osmeridae. Bases 85 to 699 code for a protein of 204 amino acids. Gene Ontology annotation, molecular function: structural constituent of ribosome; RNA binding. The transcript is spliced from 4 exons. Gene Ontology annotation, cellular component: ribosome; cytosolic large ribosomal subunit. Gene Ontology annotation, biological process: cytoplasmic translation.
GAAAAUCGUCACCAAUAUUUUCAUAAAGCAUGCUGGGAACAUUUUCUCUUCCUUUCCGGCUGGUACGCCAUCAUAUAAUCCAACAUGGGAGCGUACAAGUAUAUGCAGGAGUUAUGGCGCAAGAAGCAGUCCGAUGUGAUGCGCUUCCUUCUCCGCGUCCGUUGCUGGCAGUACCGUCAGCUGUCCGGUCUCCACCGUGCGCCCAGACCAACUAGACCAGAUAAGGCCCGCAGGCUGGGGUACAAGGCAAAACAAGGCUACGUCAUUUACCGUGUCCGUGUGCGCCGUGGAGGUCGUAAACGCCCCGUGCCAAAGGGUGCUACCUAUGGCAAGCCUGUGCAUCAUGGUGUCAACCAGAUCAAGUUUGCACGCAGUCUGCAGUCCACUGCUGAGGAGCGUGCUGGCCGUCACUGCGGAGGCUUAAGGGUCCUUGCCUCGUACUGGGUGGGUGAAGACUCGACCUACAAGUUCUUUGAGGUGAUCCUGGUAGACAUCUUCCACAAGGCCAUCAGGCGCAACCCUGAAACCCAAUGGAUCACCAAACCAGUGCACAAGCACAGGGAGAUGCGUGGCUUGACAUCUGCAGGCAAGAAGAGCAGAGGCUUGGGCAAGGGCCACAAGUUCCACCUGACCAUCGGUGGCUCCCGCCGUGCAGCCUGGAGGAGACGCAACACUCUGCAGCUGCACCGUUACCGCUAGGGAGCGUUCGAAAUGUCUGUACAUUCAAAAGAAUAAACAACCUUUUUAUGGUG